AGACGCCGGAAGCGCCUUUCUCGCACGGCUCCUCCCCCUCCGUUCUCUAAGCUCAUUGGAUGCUGGCGGAGUUGCCUGUCACUGCUCCCCCCCCCACCAACCGAGAGACCGGCCGUUAGUCACCGGCCGUAUAACCGUCUCUCUCAUUGGCCCAAUUCGAGCGGGCGGAGGAGGCGGUUGAGCCCCAACUGUGGGCUUGGGCGGGCGAGCCGAGGAGGCGCCGCGAUGGCGACGAGGAGCGUGGUCUUCGUCACCGGCAAUGCCAAGAAGCUGGAGGAGGUGAUUCAGAUCCUAGGUGACUCCUUUCCAUACAAGCUGAUUGCAAAGAAAAUAGACUUGCCUGAGUACCAAGGGGAACCUGAUGACAUUUCUAUCCAGAAGUGCCAGGAAGCAGCUAAGCAGAUCCAGGGACCGGUUAUUGUCGAAGAUACUUGUUUGUGUUUCAAAGCCCUUGGAGGACUCCCAGGGCCGUAUAUAAAAUGGUUCCUAGAGAAGCUGAAACCAGAAGGGCUGUACAAACUGUUAGCAGGAUUUGAAGAUAAAUCUGCUUAUGCUCUCUGCACCUUUGCCUAUAGCACUGGAAAUCCAGAUGACCCAGUGAAGCUGUUCAAAGGCCAGACUCAGGGACAUAUAGUUGACCCAAGGGGACCUAGAGACUUCGGAUGGGAUCCAUGCUUCCAGCCAGAAGGUUAUGAUAAGACCUAUGCAGAAUUACCCAAGUCAGUGAAGAACUCAAUCUCUCAUCGUUACAAAGCCCUGAAAGAACUGUCUACCUAUUUCUCUCAAGAGCACAACUUGACAGAGGCCACAUCUUGUCCCAGUUAGCCUGCCUGGGUCUAUGAGAUCCCGUGGCUUUUGUACAGAAAAUUGUAUUUGAAGUUGGAGAUCGACGUUUACUUGCCUGCACAGAUCAUGUCCAAUAAUUUUACUUUUCUUUGAAGACCUGUGUUUCCAGCUUUCUUGCUUGUGAAAUAAUUAUUUCCAAAAGGCAGCAUGUCAAAUAUGUGUUGAAGGAUUUAGAUUUUCACUAGAAGCACCAGAAGAAUUAAAGAUACACUAGCAUACAGGAAUGAAGAUGCAAGAAUAAGCAUUAACUGUUCAAGUACCAGGAAAAUAAACACUGGAUUGAUGUGCUUUGUUAUCAAGACAGGCCCUUGAAUUUCCAAGGCAAACCAACAAUGGAUCAGGAGCAGAUUUUGAAAAGAGACAAGAAAUGUCUUAAAGCACCUUCUUCCAAGCAAAAGCUAAAGUGACUAGAGCCAGUGGUGCAGUUCAAGUGGGGCCCCAAAACCCAGGACCCCCCAAAAUGACCACACAGAUAGCAGGAAAUGAUUGGGGCUUGCCUAACCUCCACAGUGGUGUCACUGUGACUUCUCGGGGUGGGGGGAGACAGCAGAGAGUUUAGCAUGGUGAAAAUGCGCUAGAUGGGCUCUGCCAGUGCAUAUGCACCAUGCUGACCUCAUUGCUUCUUCCUGCUGGUAAGUUGCAGUGAUGGUUACUGUUGUCUCAGGGUCUGGUCUGGAUCGGAAGAUUGGAGAAUGCAAACACAGAGAGAUCAGCUCUUAACAGAAGAGGAGGGGAAAUACCCCACCCCCAUUCCCAGCAUUUCCAGAAGCAGAGACAGCAGCUGCACAGUUCAGAGAGGAGCUACCCAGCUUUGAGAGAGGAGCUAGGCAACCAGAAGGGAGGGAGCAGCUGGGCGAUACAUCAGUCGAGAGUGGGGGAACCCCUCCCUCCCCCUGAACUCGGAGGUGCGAGCGUGUCAGAGAAAAAAGGAGACGCAGAGGAGGAGGGACAUUUGCUGCAGAAGUGAGGAGGGAUUAGAGUGAGCAUCUGCUAUCCUUGCAUAGAGUUGCCUGUCUGCUCACAACAUGAUACUGUGAUAAAAAGACUAUAAAUCUA
This is a messenger RNA of Podarcis muralis (Common wall lizard), 1902 nucleotides long. RefSeq names its product inosine triphosphatase (gene ITPA). Lineage: Eukaryota; Metazoa; Chordata; Lepidosauria; Squamata; Lacertidae. Gene Ontology annotation, molecular function: nucleoside triphosphate diphosphatase activity. Gene Ontology annotation, cellular component: cytoplasm. Gene Ontology annotation, biological process: nucleoside triphosphate catabolic process. The record is from RefSeq and is a predicted model, not a curated record.